Salmo salar (Atlantic salmon) is the source of this 1102-nucleotide messenger RNA. Lineage: Eukaryota; Metazoa; Chordata; Actinopteri; Salmoniformes; Salmonidae. The record is from RefSeq and is a predicted model, not a curated record.
CAGGUACCUUUUGCAGAUGGUCGCAUGCGGUUGUACACAUGGAGGAGAGAAUCAUUUUCGCAGUAUCCUCAAAACCGUGUCUUUUUGACACAACUGCUGACAGCUACAGGGACAUAAACACAAAAAAUGCUGCUUGGAGACAAGUGUCCACAAUAGUAGGAUUGCCAGAAGAAGACUGGAGGAGGAAGUGGAGAGGACUCAGGGACAGGUAUCAGAGAGAGAGAAGGACAGAGAAAGAGAAGAGGUCUGGGUCAGCAGCUUCAGGCCAGCAGCCUUGGUGCUUCUGCCACAUUCUUUCUUUUCUGGAUCCAUUUAUUGUGCCUUGGGCAACGAGUGGCAAUUUUACAGCCAGACCCUCUACUACAUCAUCCACAAGUGUUGUCCCCACCGGUGCAUCAAGACCCUCAAUGUCACCUACAACUGCGACCAUCGCCUCCACCGCUGCAGCGAGACCCUCUACAAUGUCUACAUCAUCCACAAGUAUCACCACCAUCGGUGCAGCGAGACCCUCUACAAUGUCUACAUCAUCCACAAGUAUGACCACCAUCGGUGCUGCGAGAUCCUCUACAAUGUCUACAUCAUCCACAAGUAUCACCACCAUCGGUGCAGCGAGACCCUCUACAAUGUCUACAUCAUCCACGAGUAUGACCACCAUCGGUGCAGCCAUGGAAGACGAUGAAAUGGAGGAAGCACCUCUGGAUCUAGGACCACCUGAGAUUAUUAUGAACCUCACGGAAGUGACCACUGAGGACCUCGUUGAACAGGAUGUGGCCGUGGAGACAAACAGAGAGAGAAACGAAGAGGAACAACGUCACACCAGGCGUCAUCGAAGGUUCCAGAUCCACUCAACUCAUUUCAGCAGAGGCUCCUCCAAGCCGUCGAGAGGGAUGCAGCCCAACCUGAUGCUCACAGGAAGGAGGAUGAAGAGACCCUCUUUGCCAUGAGCCUGGUGCCACAACCCUGAAGAGGCUGCCUCAGCAAAGAAAAGCAGCAGUCAAAGUUAAAAUGGAUCAGCUGCUUUUCCAAGCCGAGUUCAAUGAGAUGGAGUCCAUUUAGCCGAGCAGCUCACAGGAAGGACAGGAAGAGGAGAGGAGUUGUCUGG